This is a messenger RNA of Rotaria sp. Silwood2, 645 nucleotides long. NCBI's taxonomy places the organism in Eukaryota, Metazoa, Rotifera, Eurotatoria, Philodinida, Philodinidae. The record is from the annotation of a GenBank genome assembly.
AUGGAUUCAAAUAAAGGUGGUUUUAGUCUAUUUGGAAAUCAUUAUAUGAAUGAAUCAGUACCUGUUCAUUCUACAUCGGGCAUGAAUUCAUUAUCACCAUAUUUGAAUUUUGAUCCGAAAUUAUUGAAUCCAAAUGGUUCGCAAUUUAUUCUACCUGAAGGACAAAAAGAAAAACGGGGUCGACUUGAAUUAAUGUUUUUUACAAUCGGUGGUGCCGUUAUUGCCGGUGAAAAAAAUGAGAAAGAAAAAUUAAAUUAUAAUAUAUUUGUUUUGUUUUGUUUUGUUUUUCUAGGUAGUAUGAUUGGUAGUAUGUCAGGAUUUUAUCGAGGUAUUCGUGAAACUCGAGAUUUAACUGGAUCUAUACGAACUUCAUCAAUUAUUAAUUAUAUUGCACGUCAAGGUGCUACUACUGCUUCUGCUAUGGGUUCUAUUGCACUUAUUUAUAGUUUAAUCGGUACAGGUAUUAGUUUGACUCGUGGUAUUGAUGACGAAUUAAAUACAGUCGCAAGUGGGAGUCUUACUGGUCUAUUAUAUCGAUCAACAGCUGGUUUGAAAAGUGCUCUACGAGGAAGUUUAUAUGGUUUUGGAGCAUCAUCGUUAUAUGUAUUGGUUACAUCAAAAGAGCGUCUUCAAACAUACAUGUGA